AUGACACCAUCGCAGUCCCCUGUUUCCUCGUCGCAAGGCGCGGGCAUUCGAGUGGCAUGCGCCGAUUCACUUGGCUCACACAACCGGGCCAUGGACCGCAUCAUCGGCGCCGCUUACCCUCCGUCGACGCGUUUCAGGGUAACGAUGAUCUUCUUCGCUUCCAACGAUACGACGCUUGUUGAACCUGUCAGGCGAUGGCCUCGCGAAGAGCCGACUGAGCCAGCCCGUCGUGUAAGAAUCGUCAUGCAUCGUCACUUUCGCGGUCAGUACGAACAUGUCCCUCUUGUCACGGCCCACUGGACCAUGUACCAGGAGAGUCAGAACAGGCAUGGUAGUGAUGAAAACUAUCGGACAAUUGCCGGAUAACAGGAACAACGACAGUUGGUCCUGACCUACGGCGGGCAAGCUGAAACAGUGGUGAUUGCCGGCACAAAGGUCUGCAACGAAUUAGUCUGGCCUCGCCGGCCACGCCACUGGCCCGGAGAUUUCCC
Molecule: messenger RNA, 491 nt
Organism: Purpureocillium takamizusanense
Lineage: Eukaryota; Fungi; Ascomycota; Sordariomycetes; Hypocreales; Ophiocordycipitaceae
Exons: 1
Coding region: 1-366 (121 amino acids)
Source: RefSeq, a predicted model, not a curated record